CUCUUGUUCAUUGACAAGCUGGGAUUCAAGAUGGCCAUCGGGCCGGGUUGUAUUGAGCCUCAUAAAGAGGCCUAACUCUCUCUCGAAGUGGGACAUAAUUAGAGCCUGUGCGCCUCCCACAGCUAAAAUCACAUGGAAGCUGCCCCUCUCUCUCUGUGUGACGUCUGACGUCUUGCCGGACCAAGCCGGUAGUUUACCAAGGGGGUUACAGCUGCUAAUCGGACCUCGGCUUUCCUCCACAUCUUAUUGUAAUGCGCCGCGCAGCAAUGGCGCGAAGCUACAAGAAGUCUAUUAUCUCAAGACUCCAUUGUCCUCAUCCCCAGUGAAGUCAUCUUCUGUAUCACGAGUAGCUGCUCUCCCAACAACCUGCAUCGAAGCAAACAUGUCGCAAUCGAAGCCGGUCCUUCCCCAGAACGAUAAUGUCGCCCAUGCGCUUGCCGGCGCAGGAGGGGGUAUCCUUUCCAUGGUGUUGACCUACCCACUCAUCACCCUCUCCACGCGCGCGCAGGUCGAGUCGAAGCGCGCACACACGGCCUUCGUGACCGCCGUGCAGCGGAUCGUCGCCCGCGAGGGCCUGGCGGGCCUGUACGCGGGGCUCGACAGCGCGCUGGUGGGCAUCAGCGUGACCAACUUCGUCUACUACUACUGGUACGAGUGGACGCGGGGCUUCUUCGAGGCCGCCGCAACCAAGGCCGGCCGCGCCAGCAAGAAGCUCACCACCGUCGAGUCCAUGAUCGCCGGCGCUAUCGCCGGCUCCGCCACCGUCAUCCUGACGAACCCCAUCUGGGUCAUCAACACGCGCAUGACCACCCGGAAGCGCCACGACCAGGACCAGGAAGACGGGGAGUCGUCGGCCGCGGCCGAGGAGGGCACGGCCGGCGGCUCGAAGCCGGCAGCCCCGAAGCCGACCACCACCAUCGGGACGCUCCUCAGCCUCCUCCGGAACGAGGGCCCGCGCGCGCUGUUCGCGGGCGUCGUCCCCGCCCUGGUGCUGGUCAUCAACCCGAUCCUGCAGUACACGCUGUUCGAGCAGAUGAAGAACGCCGUCGAGCGCCGCCGGCGCGUCACCCCGGCCAUCGCCUUCCUGCUGGGCGCCCUCGGCAAGCUGUUCGCCACCUCGGUCACCUACCCCUACAUCACCGUCAAGAGCCAGAUGCACGUCGCCGCCCACGACGGCGAGAAGAAGGAGGGCAUGGCCGCCGCCAUCAGGAGGGUCAUCAGGGAGGAGGGCUACGCCGGCCUCUACAAGGGCAUUGGGCCCAAGGUCACACAGAGCGUGCUAACCGCGGCUCUCCUCUUCGCCUUCAAGGACGUCUUGUACGAGCAGACGGUUCGGCUGAGGAGUACUAUGGCAAGGAAGCGUCUUGCUGCGUAAAAGAAAUGUGCUCGGGACGAAACGUCGGCGCCGGCAUAGACGACCGAAGCCAGAAUGACUUUGCUGUACUAGUCGAGGAUGCGUUCACAUUGUGACUGCCCAGCACCAGGGCUGCAACUUGGUUGAGAUGGAUUACAACACGGAGUAGGCGAAGUGAGGAAGUUUUGGAGUAGGUAGUUAUACUGAUCAGAUUGUGUGUACAUUAAGCCGCUAUGAGGUGUAAGCUAGGCAUGAGAGACCGCGGAUAAAGGGAGUGAGCAGGAAAAGGGGUAUAUAGGUACAGGUUACGUUCGCUAA
Messenger RNA from Phialemonium atrogriseum, 1672 nucleotides. RefSeq names its product peroxisomal membrane protein PMP47B. The coding region runs from base 383 to 1375 and encodes 330 amino acids. Gene Ontology annotation, biological process: transport. Gene Ontology annotation, molecular function: NAD transmembrane transporter activity; FAD transmembrane transporter activity; coenzyme A transmembrane transporter activity. The record is from RefSeq and is a predicted model, not a curated record. Gene Ontology annotation, cellular component: peroxisomal membrane. NCBI's taxonomy places the organism in Eukaryota, Fungi, Ascomycota, Sordariomycetes, Cephalothecales, Cephalothecaceae. The transcript has 3 exons.